CUGCACCGCCUUCUAGAGAAGCGACAGGAAGGUGCGGAAACGUUGGAGCUGAGUGCGGACGGGCGCCCGGUGACCACACAGACCAGGGAUCCGCCGGUCCUGGACUGCACGUGCUUCGGCCUCCCUCGCCGCUACAUCAUCGCCAUCAUGAGCGGCCUAGGCUUCUGCAUCAGCUUUGGCAUCCGCUGCAACCUGGGUGUGGCCAUUGUCUCCAUGGUCAACAACAGCACGACCCACCAUGGGGGCCACGUGGUGGUGCAGAAAGCCCAGUUCAGCUGGGAUCCAGAAACCGUCGGCCUCAUACACGGCUCGUUUUUUUGGGGCUACAUUGUCACCCAGAUUCCUGGAGGAUUUAUCUGCCAAAAAUUCGCAGCCAACAGGGUUUUUGGCUUUGCAAUCGUGGCUACAUCCACUCUAAACAUGCUGAUCCCCUCGGCUGCACGCGUCCACUACGGCUGCGUCAUCUUCGUGAGGAUCCUGCAGGGGUUGGUAGAGGGGGUCACGUACCCCGCCUGCCACGGGAUCUGGAGCAAAUGGGCCCCACCCUUGGAGCGGAGUCGCUUGGCUACAACGGCCUUUUGCGGUUCCUACGCCGGGGCGGUGGUCGCGAUGCCUCUCGCCGGGGUCCUGGUGCAGUACUCGGGAUGGAGCUCCGUGUUCUACGUCUACGGCAGCUUCGGGAUCUUCUGGUAUCUCUUCUGGCUGCUGGUCUCCUAUGAGUCCCCGGCGCUGCACCCCAGCAUCUCGGAGGAAGAGCGGAAGUACAUCGAAGACGCCAUCGGCGAGAGCGCCAAACUCAUGAACCCCGUCACGAAGUUUAACACACCCUGGCGGCGGUUCUUCACGUCCAUGCCGGUGUACGCCAUCAUAGUGGCCAAUUUCUGUCGCAGUUGGACCUUCUACCUGCUCCUUAUCUCCCAGCCCGCCUACUUCGAAGAAGUGUUUGGCUUUGAGAUCAGCAAGGUGGGCCUGGUGUCCGCGCUGCCCCACCUGGUCAUGACCAUCAUCGUGCCGAUCGGCGGCCAGAUCGCCGACUUCCUGCGAAGCCGGAGGAUCAUGUCCACCACCAACGUGCGCAAGUUGAUGAACUGCGGGGGUUUCGGCAUGGAAGCCACGCUCCUGCUGGUGGUCGGCUACUCUCACUCCAAAGGCGUGGCCAUCUCCUUCCUGGUCCUCGCAGUGGGCUUCAGCGGCUUCGCCAUCUCGGGGUUCAACGUGAACCACCUGGACAUCGCCCCGCGCUACGCGAGCAUCCUCAUGGGCAUAUCCAACGGUGUGGGCACGUUGUCCGGGAUGGUGUGCCCCAUCAUCGUGGGCGCCAUGACUAAGCACAAGACUCGAGAGGAAUGGCAGUACGUGUUCCUCAUCGCCUCCCUGGUGCACUAUGGGGGUGUCAUCUUCUACGGGGUCUUCGCUUCUGGAGAGAAGCAGCCGUGGGCGGAGCCUGAACAGAUGAGUGAAGAGAAGUGUGGCUUCGUUGGCCACGACCAGCUGGCUGGCAGUGAUGACAGCGAAAUGGAGGAUGAGGUUGAGCCCCCGGGGGCACCCCCUGCUCCUCCCCCCUCCUAUGGGGCCACACACAGCACAGUUCAGCCCCCGAGGCCCCCGCCCCCUGUCCGGGACUACUGACCAUGUGCCUCCCACUGAAUGGCAGUUUCCAGGACCUCCACUCCACACAUCUCUGGCCUGAGCAACAGUGUCAAGGGACCCCACUCCUCUGUGUCCUGCCUCAGGCCUGAGAAGCUCGCUCUCUUGUUCCUAGUGCUGUCAAAUCCUCUUCCCAAAUGCCUCUCAGGGGUAGUGAAGCUGCAAACCGGCAGUUUCAAGGAUACCCACGUUUCCCUGAAGGCCUCCUAAUGAGUUUCCGGGUCUCCUUCCCCACUCGUCUGCCUCAGUGGUUUCACAUAUCUCCUUUCAGGGCUUUCUUUGAAUGGACAGUCAAACCUCUUACUCUCUGGUGGUUUCAAGGCUUCUGGUUUCUUUUAACACCAGGGACUGUCAAGCUACCCCUGGGGUUACCCAGCCCAAACUCCUUUCAGAAAAAUUCAAGGUCCUUCCGCUUAGAAGUUUCACAUUCUCCCAACUCUGUUCCACAUUUUCUGGGUUGGUUUAUCGCAUCCUUGCCAUUCCAGGGAUUAAUUCUCACCAGCGUUUCUGAGGGGAAAUGGCGGUUUCAAGUCCCCCCUUGCACAUUCUCCCCUCACCCCACUCCCCGCCAGCAGAUCCUAAAGACUCUUUUGCUGAAGCACCAAAUUCCCCAAGACCUCUUCCCUAGCUUAGAAAAUGCCUAGGGAAACCACCACAACAGCGGGUUUAAUAACAAUAUGCCCCUCUCCACCCCAAUGCACUUUCUCCAACACACUUUUCAGGUCUAAGUAGUGGCUGCUCAAGUCUGUCAUCUCAAUGGUUAGAAACCACCACCACUGAGUUUCCCUAUGGUGGUUUCAAGGCCUCCCCCUUCCCCUCAAUUCCUUGCACUUUAUCCUCCUGGGUGGUUUCAAGCAACCCCCAGUUUCUCAGUGGCCAUUUGUUGUGUCCCUCAGGGGCUAAAUACUAAAAAAUCUGGGAUCCUUCCCCUCUCAGACACCCCUCUUUUAGCUUAAGAAUCGGGGGGACAUAUAUUGGAGAAAUCACAAAAUACCGGGAAUGGGAAUGGAGGGGAGGGCUGUGUUCCCCCCCAGGGGCAGGGUUGUGUCUUUGUGUCUGUCUGGGUGACUGUAAAACCUGCCCUGCCCCCACUCCCAAUAAAAUGCUUUGGUGUACAGACUC
This is a messenger RNA of Orycteropus afer afer, 2769 nucleotides long. Lineage: Eukaryota; Metazoa; Chordata; Mammalia; Tubulidentata; Orycteropodidae. The record is from RefSeq and is a predicted model, not a curated record.